This is a messenger RNA of Monodelphis domestica (gray short-tailed opossum), 2420 nucleotides long. It is a transcript of the gene PRPH2, whose product is annotated as peripherin 2. Lineage: Eukaryota; Metazoa; Chordata; Mammalia; Didelphimorphia; Didelphidae. Gene Ontology annotation, biological process: visual perception. Gene Ontology annotation, cellular component: plasma membrane. The record is from RefSeq and is a predicted model, not a curated record.
UGGCAGAUCCUACUUUAAUAGUCUGCAACUUUGAGAAUGUUUCUCCUUUGCUCAAACGGGGAGUUCCAGAGACAGCAGUGAGUUCUGCUUGCCUUUGAUGAACUGCAAAUUUAAUGCCCCUUUCCUGAGCUCACUGGAGCCCUAGGAUAAGGGUGGAGACAUGGCCAGACCAGAGAAGGGCUCCCUGAAGACUGAGCCAUCUGCUGUGCCCCAAAAGCCUUGAAUUCUUAUUCACAAAGUUCACCAAAUUCAAGGGCAGGAGCUAUUCUGCAGAGCCCACCUGGGCUCCAGCCUGUAAAAAUGGCACUGAUGAAAGUCAAAUUCGACCAGAAGAAGAGGGUCAAAUUAGCCCAGGGGCUCUGGCUUAUGAACUGGCUUUCAGUGCUGACUGGAAUUAUCAUCUUCAGCCUGGGAAUAUUCCUCAAGAUUGAGCUCAAGAAGAGAAGUGAGGUAAUGAAUAACUCUGAGAGCCAUUUUGUGCCCAAUUCCUUGAUUGGAGUAGGGGUGCUAGCUUGUGUCUUCAAUGCUCUUGGAGGCAAGAUCUGUUAUGAUGCUCUAGACCCUGCAAAAUACUCCAAAUGGAAGCCAUGGUUGAAGCCCUAUUUGAUCAUCUUCGUUCUUUUCAACAUCAUCCUCUUCAUGGUUUCCCUUUUUUGCUUUCUGAUGAGGGGUUCCCUGGAGAGUACCCUGGCCCAUGGGCUCAAGAAUGGCAUGAAGUAUUAUAGGGACACAGACACCCCAGGUCGGUGCUUCAUGAAGAAGACUAUUGACAUGUUGCAGAUUGAGUUCAGAUGCUGUGGAAAUAAUGGCUUCCGGGAUUGGUUUGAAGUCCAGUGGAUCAGCAACAGAUACCUGGACUUUGCCUCCAAAGAAGUAAAAGACCGCAUCAAGAGCAAUGUGGAUGGACGGUACUUGGUGGAUGGUGUUCCCUUCAGCUGCUGCAACCCAAAUUCUCCUCGGCCCUGCAUUCAGACCCAGCUCACCAACAACUCUGCCCACUACAGCUAUGACUACCAGACUGAGGAGCUCAAUUUGUGGGUCCGCGGCUGCCGGGAGGCGCUGCUCCAUUACUACAGCAAUAUAAUGAACACCAUGGGCGUCAUUGUCUUUCUGGUCUGGCUCUUUGAGGUGACUGUCACAGCUGGACUGCGAUACUUACACACAGCCCUGGAUAGUGUGGCCAAUCCUGAGGAUCCCGAGUGUGAGAGUGAAGGCUGGCUGCUGGAGAAGAGUGUGUCGGAGACCUGGAAAUCUGUCCUGGAGAAUUUGAAAAAACUUGGCAAAGGCAGCCAGGUGGAAGCAGAGGGUGCUGAAGGCGAUCAGGCCCCAGCAGCCAGUUGAGGUGUCUCUAGGGAGCCCCUGCCAGGGACACCCCCACUGAACAAUGACGUGUGGGAAGUGGAGGGACUCAGAGGGGCAGUGGAAACUCUGCUCUCCUAAUCUAAUGUACAUUCAGACCCCCAGAGGAGAAUGACCAUCUCAAAGAAAUAAAUAAUUUUCAGUGGGUGGGUGGGUGGAUGGGCGAAGGGGUCCAUCUUUGGGGGGUUUCAAAUGGAAAGGGGACUCCCUCCAGCUUAUUCUUCUUUGGGAAACCCUCACUCUCCCCUUCAAAGGCUUUCUCUCUUCUUUUUUUGUGUGACCCCCAAUCCAUAAAUAGGGAUGCUUUACUAAAGGGGCAAUAGCUCUAUAUUCAUGAUCCUUCUUGCUCCCCUAGUACAGAAAGGUGACCCUAACAUCUCUGGGAUGGCUGCCUGCUUUUAUAUAUGCUCUUCCCACUGUUCCUCAUCCUCUCCAGUGCUUCUCUCCUUUUUUUUUCUUUUUUCUAUCACUUCCCUUGCAUCCUUUUUGGGUAGGUAUCACCCAAAUAAUUCCAGAAUGAGAGACUCCAUCUGGGGUUCUGCUCUGUGUAAGUCAGAGAGGUUUCCCUCACUAAUUCCAGGCCUGCUUUGUUGCUAAGACCAAGUGGACAAAAGCACCCCUUGAGGAGUCUAGAUGGGAUCAUAUUAGAGGAGUCUGAAAAACGAGCUGUUCAUUUUAAGUCGUAGCCCAGCACCUUUGCCCAGCUGAUGCUGGGGAUGUUGGAAGGUGGGGGAUAGGGGUGGGAGGGCCAGCUGACAGACCAAGUUUUCUCCUUUCCUAGAGGGGCAGAACCUUCAAGGCCUUGGUGGUUCUAAAAUAGAAUUCUUCCAGUGUGUGAGCAAAGAAGACAAAUAAUUUCCAGCCCUUCCCAUCUCUAGACAUAAGUGUGGUCUUUGACAUAGUCCCAGGUUCCUCAGCGAUUCACUUUAGAUAGAGCGAUGAGCAGAGCGGGUCAAAGGUAAACACUGCCACGUUAGAUUUCUUUCUUUUAAAAAAUAUCAAAUUAUACCUUUGCCCUGGAGAGAAGGGAUGCCUCCCGAAUAAAAGAACACUUGCCCUUU